GAAGGAAGGAAAGAAGGAAAGAGGUGGUAAUAUGGUAACAGGAACUGAAAGGCUAUUUCUAAUAGAUCUGGCAGCAAAUUUUUCUAAUCUCUUCUUGGAAAUCAAGUCUAACUGGGUUAGACCUACUCCCUCUUUGAAAUAUACAUUCAGAACUAGAGAUCACUUACAUACUUCCUGUUCAUGCUAUGUGAUCGUGGAGAACACCUCUGAAAUAGAAGCCGAGAUGAUCAAUUUUAAUCAUUGGCACCCACAUGAGACCUGAGAGAUUGGUUCCAAACUUCUUUAAAUAGUCUUCCUAAAGGAACUUCCCUGAGAGUUCUCUAGUCACCAAGGGACUAACAAGAUCUAUAGAGGAUUGCCUUGCAGACCUGGAUCUCCUUGAUCUAGAAGCCAAAUUCUUCUUAGGUACAAGUGGCUGACUUCUCAUAAGGACAUUAGUCCAUCAUUUAAGAAAAAGUAUCAACAGUUCAUUGGAAGUGGCAUCUGUGAACUCCCAGCAGUACAUAUCUGUCCCUAGGGAAUACUUAGUGGGGAGGAGGAGGAAUAAUUUUAGGAAGACUAAGGUAAGGUGUUGAAGUAAUGGUAAGAGCAUCCAGAAAAGUGUUUCAUCUGUUCAAUAGUGUUUGAAGUGUUAAAAGUGAGAGACAGAGAUACUUGUGGUAUCAAGUGGCCAUUACUCUGACCUUCGAUUCUGUACAGCAUGGCAAGCAACAAAUCAGUUGAGGAAAUGAGGACAAAACAAGUUGUGAAUUGCUUAUACAGACACCCCGAAGCAAGUCUUAAGCUGAUUUGCUUCCCGUGGGCAGGAGGAGGAUCUAACCAUUUUGCAAAAUGGGGCAAACAUUUUCAUCAUUCAAUAGAAGUUUCCUCUAUAAGGCUUCCUGGAAGAGAAAGUCGAACUAAAGAACCAUUUGCAACUACCAUGGAUCAGAUAAUUGCUGAAAUUUCUAAUGCUUUGCUGCCAAUACUCCAGGAUAUUCCUUUUGCAUUUUUUGGUCACAGUAUGGGAUCAAAUAUUGCCUUUAUGACUGCUCUACACUUAAAAGAAAAUUACAAGUUACAACCAGUACAUUUGUUUGUAUCAAGUGCAAAUCCUCCACAUAAAAACAAAUUUUCAAGCUAUCCAAGUGUUUUCAGUAUGUCAGAAGAACAAAUUCUCCAGUUUAUCGUGAAUGCUGGUGGCACUCCCAAGAUGAUUCUUGAAAACAAAGAACUUUUGGAAAUAUUUCUUCCUAUUUUUAAAGCAGAUGUUCACCUUCUGCAAAAUUUCACCUUUGUCAAACCAGCAAAGACUCUUUCUUGUGAUAUUACAUGUUUUUCUGGGACUGAAGAGAAAGCAAGUGAAAUAGAAGCCUGGAAGGACCUAACCAGUGGGAGUGUGAAUAGUUACAAGCUUCCUGGAGAUCACUUUUAUCUCACUAACCCUUCCAAUGAGACUUUCAUCAUAAACUACAUGACUAAAUGCCUUCAAGUGUCAUAUAUUUCCUAAUGCUUGGAGUUUCAAUUGUUAGUAGAUAAAUUACACCAUUUCCAUGGAAUUUAAGGCAGUCAAAGUAAUUGUAUACUUUUAGUGCAUUCCAGUCUUAUUUAUCAAUAGGCUGAAUGCUAUGCUUCCAAAAAAAUUUGUCAGGAUAACUUGUUAAAACUAAAUAUCUUUCUUGUCAUAUGCCAAAAAAAAAAAAAAAAUCUUGGAUCCUUCCAAACAAAUAAGUAAUAUACUUGACAGCAGAACUGUUUUGUUUCUCUUUAUAUUAGGAUCAUUUGAAUGCUCUCAUUUGUAGGUUUAUACCAAAUGAUAAAACAUGAGUGUACUUUUCCCAUUAUUUAGCCUAUGGAAAUAAUGUUGAAGAAAUGAUUGAGAUGAAUUUAUCCAUGUUUCCAUUAACACAAAAAUUCACAAACCUUCUGUGAUUUCAUACUUCUGAGAAAUUCUUGGUAUGAGAAUGUUCUCUACCAAGAGAUCAAAACAAUUCAUGUCUAAGGUCCAGGAAUUAUUUGAGGGGCACAGUAAUUAAGUGACUUGCCUUUGAUCACACAGCUAAUGUCAGAGGUGAAAUGAAAACCCAGCUCUUCUUACCUGGAAGAGGUACUCCCUAUAUCACUCCAGAGUACUUUUUUUUACCAUUAAUAUAUUUAGGGUCAAUUUUCUUAUACCCUCCCUCCUUCUUUUAGGUAAACUAGAACUGAGAAGAAAGAAAAUAUAUUUACAAUUAAGUGGCUUGUCAAAGUAGAUUAUAACCAUUACAAUACUGCUCAGCAUAGAGCUAAUAAAAAAAAUUAUCAAAUUAAAUUGAAAUGUUGAUUUACUUAUUAGGAUUUGAUAAUAAUCCAAUCAGAAAUUUUUUUUUGUUUGAAAAGAAUUGCUAUUACAUUUAUUGGGAAAAACUUAAAACUAAUAAAAAUAUAAAUAAAACAAAUCAGAUUUUUAUUA
Sarcophilus harrisii (Tasmanian devil) is the source of this 2431-nucleotide messenger RNA. RefSeq names its product oleoyl-ACP hydrolase (gene OLAH). The coding region runs from base 701 to 1489 and encodes 262 amino acids. The record is from RefSeq and is a predicted model, not a curated record. NCBI's taxonomy places the organism in Eukaryota, Metazoa, Chordata, Mammalia, Dasyuromorphia, Dasyuridae. The transcript has 10 exons. Gene Ontology annotation, biological process: lipid biosynthetic process.